Messenger RNA from Exaiptasia diaphana, 2451 nucleotides. RefSeq names its product BRCA1-associated RING domain protein 1. The coding region runs from base 87 to 2189 and encodes 700 amino acids. The record is from RefSeq and is a predicted model, not a curated record. Gene Ontology annotation, molecular function: protein binding. NCBI's taxonomy places the organism in Eukaryota, Metazoa, Cnidaria, Anthozoa, Actiniaria, Aiptasiidae. The transcript has 12 exons.
AUGAAAUGGUUCCAUCGAAAGCUUCGCACAAAAUAUCAUCUUUUCACGCUUCUGAUUGUAAAAAAAUGACUUGAAUUACAUCACUGAUGGAGUGGACGCAUACUAAAUCAGCUCUGCAAAGGCUAGAAUGCCUUCUUACUUGUAAAAUAUGUCAUCUCUUGAUAAAUGAACCUUGUUCACUGGAGGCGUGUGAUCACUACUUUUGCAGACAUUGUGUGCAGAGGAUUGUUGGUGUCAAUAGUCAGUGUCCUGAAUGUGGUUCCUUUGCUUGGAUUAAAGACCUUAAACCRAACAGACAACUAAGCAAUUUAGUUUCACUGUGCAGAUCUAUACGCAGUGGCAUUGAGAAUGGCCAUAAUAUUGUUGAAAACACACUAGCUGUACAGAAAGAUCCGAACAGUUGUGAAAGCUAUGGACAGCAUUAUCAACAAGAUAAUGAAAAAGUUGAUGGAUUACGUGGAUUAGAAAUGACUGAAGGAUUGGCAGACUAUAAUUCUUCUAGCAAUAGUCAUAAUCUUGGGAAAUACCCUGGAACAACUGAGAAUAGCAUUCUUGAUGAUAGUUAUAACUUUGUCUUUUCUGACGAAACUGCACAUAACUUGUCAAACUCAUCUCUUGAACUUUUUAGUGCACACUCACCUUGCUUUCCUGAUGAAAGAAAUGAUUUUAAUAGAGAAGCUGCAGAUUUUAAUAACCGAGAAAUUAUAACAGAGCCUACUGUGACAAAUCAACAUGAUUCAAACAAAACACACAAAGGGCAAAAAAGAAAACUUUCUGAUUGUGAACAAGAUCUUCMAAAAACAUCAAUAAACACAUCUAAUUGUGAUUCUGAAUCCAUAAGACAGACUAUUAGCAGGAAAAAUAUAAAGAAAGUAAAAGAGCRAAACAGCAUUGAUCACAGAUCAGUCUCGACACCUACUAGAAAGAAGUGUUCAUCAGCACCUUCCGAUAAUACAGCAAACAGCAGUACAUCACCAAGUACUAGACUUUUGUCUUCAGUGAUGCUAUCACCAGGUCAAUUAGAAAAGAAAAAUAAAAGGGGCGAGGGAUUGCUUCAUGUAGCAGCAAUUAAGGGUAAUUUGGAAGAUGCAAAAUGGCUGCUUGAAAAAGGUGCCAAUCCCAAUGCCAGAGACAAUGCGGGAUGGUCCCCAUUACAUGAGGCCUGCAAUCAUGGUCAUGCAGCAAUAGCCAAGAUGUUGUUAGACUAUGGUGCAAUCAUUGAUCUCCCUGGUGGCUUUGACCAUGAUACACCUCUGCAUGAUGCUGUAGCAAAUGGUAGACUAGAAGUGGUGAAGUUGYUAGUUCAAGAGGGAGCUCCUCUAACACCAAGAAAUAAACGAGGAAUGACUCCUCUUGAUAUUGCUGUAUCAGAAACAAUGAAAGAUGCCUUAAAAGCCUUUCAAUCUCCUUCUGUGUCUCCCAAUGAGAAAACAUCUUCAGUGAUGGAAAAGAGAGUCAAAUGUGUCGAAGUGCAUAACCAAGAAACAUGUAAAGUAAUCCUUUGCUCUGGCUUGAAARCAGAACAAAAGGAAUUACUCGAAGAUUGUACAAGAAUUCUUGGUGGGAAGGUUGCAAAUGAGUUUUGUCCUGAAGUGACCCACCUUGUGACAGUAACCAAUGAUUCAAAUCAUUGUGCACGCACUAUCAAGUACCUUAGCUCAAUCUUGUGUGGGAAAUGGAUUGUGUCCUUCUCCUGGAUCAAAAAGUGUCUGUCAGUUAAAUCAUGGGUUGAUGAAAGUCYRUAUGAAGUGAAAGGGACAACAAAAGGAAAACAAGAUGUUCCUCGUUUUUCCAGAAUUAAUGCUGAAAAGCAGCUUCCAAGUCUCUUUGAUGGCUGCCAGUUUUACUUCUGUGGUGUAUUUCAUCCACAAACACCACACAAAGACAACUUGAUUCAGUUAGCAAAAUUUGGAGGAGGCAAAGUUUUAACAAGAGAACCCAAGUCAGACAUUGACUACAGACUYUUUAUGCCUACUARAGACAAGAAAAGACUACCUUUAGUUGACCUUCCUGUUGUGGCUUAUCAUGCAAAACCAGAAUCAGAACAGUAUCACUGUACAAGAUAUAUAAUUUAUGAUCCAYUAYCAACAACGCRGCCAACACAUAAAUAUAGAAGUCUGUCAAUUGCACCUGUAAGUUGGUUUUUAGACUGUAUUUCCAACUUUGAAAUACUGGAUAUUCCUCUUUAAUUUUAUAAAUUUAAUUAGUGCWUUGUACAGCAAAAAAGAAUAGAGAAAAGGUCUAUGUUUUAUUAUCCCAUUUAACAGGCAAUUUCAAAAAUAAAAAUAAUGUUCAGACAUCUCUACUUGCUUAAAAUUGAUGAGAGUAAAAUAAACAUUAAACCUGGGUCGCUCUGGSUACACGAUGAUGGUCUGGGACAAUUCAGUGGACAGGGACUUAGAGCUGGAUUUACAUUAUAARGGCCCAUGGAGCAUGCAGUUGUUGGAAAGA